AUGGAGAAGGUGAACAUCGAGCCAUGUGUGAAGAUGGACACCCAAACCCUUGAUCUUCUCAAGAUAAGAGAUGAUGUCACAUGGUACAUAAGGAAGCUAGGCUUGAGCAAGCUCUUCAAGCUAGAAUGUAGUGAGUACUCACAACUCACCAAGGAGUUCCUCUCCACAGUAGCUCUUGCCUUUCCCAACCACAAUGGAGACCAACCAGCUGGUGAUGGACUCCUACUCUUCAAGAUAGGCGAUGCCAAUGGGCGCAUAUCUAUCUCAGCUCUAUGCCAACUCUUUGGACUUCCCAAUGAGACAGCACAUGACUUCAAGGAGAACUCAAAGAGGAAACAAGCUGCCUUUGCUGAUUGGACACACUUUGCCAAUGAACCAUUCUUGCCUUCAAGGUCAAAGGUGUCUAGAAUCACUCAUCCAGCCAUUCGCUAUGUGCACCGCCUCAUCUCCACCACUUUCCAAUGCAAACAAGAAGCCAACAAGGUCACAACUGAUGAGUUCUACACCUCAUAA
Messenger RNA from Microthlaspi erraticum, 513 nucleotides. The record is from the annotation of a GenBank genome assembly. Lineage: Eukaryota; Viridiplantae; Streptophyta; Magnoliopsida; Brassicales; Brassicaceae.